AUGAUCACGACGAAAUGGCUAGAUGUAGGUGUUGGUGUCCUCGAUUACUUUUUCGUGAUUGACCGUUUUCAGUGGUAUCGCGCGGAUUGGGAUUACGGGCAGACGACCAUCGCCUUCUUCUGCGCUGGUAUCGGGGCAGCGACUUUGCUGUACGCGACACUCGCCUCCGGGCGGUCAGUUCGACCAACAAUUCUCAACCGACUCGUCGCAGGCUGCCGCUACGCAUCCGCUCGUCAAUAUCGUGUUCAGUCGCUCGGAUGGUAUUCACCGCCCCUUGCUGCCAUCCUCGUUGUGGCGAGCAUGACCAUCUUCGUCUUCGCCCUUAUGCUUGCCGUCCGCCCCUACUACUGGCCGAACAUGGCCAUGGGGCAUAGCAUGCCCAUCGCGACCCGCAGCGGCUGGAUCGCCAUCGCCAUUAUGCCCUUCAUGAUUGUGUUCGCCACGAAAGUCAACUUCGUCGGGAUGCUCACGGGCGUAUCGCACGAGCGACUGCAGGUCUUCCAUCGGUGGUCGGCGGUGUUGAUGUACAUACCCUCUCUGGUGCACACCUUCCCCUUCAUCGUCAUGAACAUUCGAGAGGGCACAAUGGUCGAGAAUUGGGAGACGUCAGUGUUCUACUGGACUGGCGUCGCCGCGCUCGUCCCUCAGACGUACCUCGUAAUCUUGUCGUGGGGGAUCUUCCGCAACAAGUACUACGAGAUUUUCAAGAACGCUGCGGGAAUUUUCAUGGCCGCCCUCUUCGUUCACGUCAACUUCAGGCUGUCUUCAUGGGACUACUUCUUCGGAACCGCUGCCGCCUGGGCUCUCGCCUGGCUCAUCCGCUUCGCCCGCUCGGUCUACAACAGCGGCUUCACCGGCCUCCCCGCCACCCUCGACGUGCUCUCCGAACGCCAACCCGACAUCCUUAACACCGGUCUCGUGCGCGUGCGCAUCAACGCUCCUCGUCGGGUUCGCGCGGCCCCUGGCCAGCACGUCUUCCUCCGCUUCCUCGGCGCGGGGGUGCACUCGCUCACCAGUCAUCCGUUCACGAUUGCUGGUUUGCGAGAGGCGGACGGGUCGACUCUCCGCGAGUUGGAGGUCGUGUUCCGCGUCCAUGGCGGGACGACCGCGGCGUUGGCAGCUCGCGCCGCCGGGAAGGUCGGCCUCGGCAUGCGCGUGCUGGUCGAUGGGCCGUAUGGGGGUGUACAUGUGACGCUGGCGGCUUACAACCGGGUUCUGCUGCUAGCUGGAGGAAGCGGUGAGUGA
This is a messenger RNA of Schizophyllum commune H4-8, 1245 nucleotides long. RefSeq lists its product as uncharacterized. Gene Ontology annotation, biological process: iron ion transport; copper ion import; intracellular iron ion homeostasis. The record is from RefSeq and is a predicted model, not a curated record. NCBI's taxonomy places the organism in Eukaryota, Fungi, Basidiomycota, Agaricomycetes, Agaricales, Schizophyllaceae. Gene Ontology annotation, molecular function: ferric-chelate reductase activity. Gene Ontology annotation, cellular component: plasma membrane. Bases 1 to 1245 code for a protein of 414 amino acids. The transcript is spliced from 7 exons.